Messenger RNA from Ziziphus jujuba (common jujube), 702 nucleotides. RefSeq names its product ATP synthase subunit alpha, chloroplastic. Gene Ontology annotation, molecular function: ATP binding; ADP binding; proton-transporting ATP synthase activity, rotational mechanism. Gene Ontology annotation, biological process: proton motive force-driven ATP synthesis. The record is from RefSeq and is a predicted model, not a curated record. Lineage: Eukaryota; Viridiplantae; Streptophyta; Magnoliopsida; Rosales; Rhamnaceae.
AUGAACAACAUAUUUCAAUUAUUUAUGAUGAUCUCUCCAAACAAGCAUAGGUUUUUCACCAAAUGUCUCUUUUAUUAUGCAAACCGCUGGGGAGAAGCUUAUCCAGGAGGUGUUUUCUAUUUGCAAUCACACCUUUUGGAAAGAGCCGCUAAAUCAAGUUCUUAGUUAGGUGAAGGAAGUAUGACUGCUUUAUCAAUAGUUGAGACCCAAUCGGAAGAUUUUUUUACUUAUAUUCCUACUGAUGUAAUUUCCAUUACAUAUGGACAAAUAUUUUUAUCUGCCGAUCUAUUUAAUGUGGGUAUUUCUGUUUCCAGAGUAGGGUCCACAGCUCAAAUUAAAGCCAUGAAACAAGUAGCUGGCAAAUCCAAAUUAGAAUUGGUGCAAUUCGCAGAAUUAGAAGCCUUUGCACAAUUCGCUUCUGAUCUUGAUAAAGCUACUCAGAAUCAAUUGGCAAGAGGUCAAUGAUUACAUGAGUUGCUCAAACAAUCUGAAUCAGCCCCUCUCGCAGUGGAAGAAUAGAUAAUGACUAUUUAUACUGGAACCAAUGGUUAUCUUGAUUCAUUAGAAAUUGGACAGGUAAGGAAAUUUCUAGUUGAUUUACAUACUUACUUAAAAACGAAUAAACCGCGGUACCAAGAAAUCAUAUCUUCUACCAAGACAUUUAGCAAGGAAGCAGAAGCCCUUUUGAAAGAAGCUAUUUAG